AUGGGACAACGGUUGGUGCCAACGCUCGCCAUUGCUUUAAUGGCUAGAAUUGAGACACCAAUUUGGGAAACACGACCUUUGCUUUAUUGCCGAUAUAUCGACGACUGUUUCCUUGUCUGUUCGUCUCAAGCAGAUAUGGACAACUGUUUCAAGAUUUUAAAUGAGCAGUCGGAGUAUAUAAAGUUCACUCGGGAUAAGCCCAAAGGAGAAUGGUUACCCUUCUUCAACGUCCAAGUGCAUAUUUGA
Molecule: messenger RNA, 246 nt
Organism: Necator americanus (New World hookworm)
Lineage: Eukaryota; Metazoa; Nematoda; Chromadorea; Rhabditida; Ancylostomatidae
Exons: 1
Coding region: 1-246 (81 amino acids)
Source: RefSeq, a predicted model, not a curated record